This is a messenger RNA of Symbiodinium sp. CCMP2456, 1845 nucleotides long. NCBI's taxonomy places the organism in Eukaryota, Dinophyceae, Suessiales, Symbiodiniaceae. The record is from the annotation of a GenBank genome assembly.
AUGGAUGCUGACGUGUACUUGUCACAUGCCGCCCAGAUGGAGGCUCAGGUGUUGAGGAGCUGCACAUCGACUGUCAAGUCGCUGGGCAGGGCUGUGCAGUGGCAGAGAGCCCUGGCCCAGCUGGCAGAUCUGAAGCGGCAGGAAGUUCUUCCUGAUCAGGUCCUUUGUAGCUCAGUGAUUACGGCUUGUGGCAAUGCAGGUGAGUGGUCGUGGGCCUUGAGCCUCUUCGACACGCUCCUUCAAGGGUUGAAGGGGCAGGUGGAUGUGGUCACCUGCACCUCUGUCAUCCGUGCCUUUGGCCAAAGGCAGCGCUGGCAGGAGGCGGUGCUUCUCCUUCACGAGUGUCAAGGUCGGCGAGUAGAAGUGAACUGCAUCUCUUACAACGCAGUCAUCAGUUCCCUGAAAGACCGAAGACACUGGCGAAGAGCGGCGCAGCUCUUGCUGGAACUCCCAGAGCAGAGUUUGAAAGCAGAUCUAGUCAGUUACAACGCGGCUCUCAGCACCUUCGAAGCAGUCGAAGCAUGGUCACAGGCACAGAGGCUCCUUCACUUCAUUCAGCAAAAGAUGCAAGUGGACCUGAUCUCAUAUAGCACGACACUAAGCAUGUUGGCGACAGCAGAAGAGUGGCGACCCGCAUUGCUGCUGUUCUAUGUUUCAAUGCAGGACGUUAAGCCGGAUGUUAUUGCACUGAACUCAAUGAUCAGUGCAUGUGGGGGAGGUGGAGAGUGGCAGAAGGCUAUCAUGUUACUGGCAGAACCCGGUCUCCCAACGAACCUCGUCACUUACAACACUGUGACUUCUGCGAGUAGUAGGGGGUUUGCCUGGAAGAACACGGAGCACUUGCUAUGCAAGCUUUCGCAGAAGGCUUUGAAGGCUGACCUGCUAACUUACAAUCCUGUAUUGGAUGCGCAAGUAACGGGCAACUGGCGGCGUGUAUCGAUGUUGCUGAAUUUCCUUAAAGACAACACCUUGGAGGUUGAUGCGGUUACCCACACUGCUGCAAUCCGUGCCGGUGAGAUGGGGCGGUGGACCCAUGCGCUUCAAACAUGGCAGAAUCUAGUGGCAUGCGGUCUGGAGGUAGACCUGGUCAGCUGCAGCGCCACAAUCAGUGCCUGCGAGAAGCAUGCACAGUGGCACCGGGCGCAACACGUGUUGCAGAAGCUGGGUGGCGUGCAGGCAGAUGUGAUCGUCUUCAACGGAGCCAUCGGCGCCUGUGCCAAGCGAGGAGCCUGGCAACGUGCCCACCUGGUGCUGGGUCACCUGAAGACCGAGGACAUCCAGGCCACCGUUGCAUCUUACAGCUCCACCAUCACCGCCUGCGAGAAGAGUCGCAUGUGGCAAACUGGUUGCUGCUUGCUGGAGCAGUUGAUCGUCGAACAUAUCCCAAAUGAGAUAGCCUUCAAUGCUACGAUCAGUGCUUGCGAGAAAGCCGGCAAGUGGCAGCUGGCCCUGUUGCUGCUACGUGACUUGAAGCAGGGGUCGCACGCUGCAAUCAUCGGCUACAAUGCUGCCCUCAGUGCCUGUGCCCAGCGCGGUGCGUGGGCACCUGCACUGGAGUUGCUGCUGGAGGUGGCAACGCAACGGCUGGAGAGCAGUAUCACCACCUACAAUGCGGGGAUCGGUGCCUGCCAGAGAGCUGCAUGCUGGCGCAUUGGACAUGAGCUGCUUCAGAACUUGCCGGGUCUUCAAGCUGACCUCAUUACGAUGGCACUGGCCGACCAGGUUUUCAACCAUGCGGGAGCUUGCGACAGGGUUAUAGAGCUCCUGGCGUCUAUGGGUUUCGACUGCCAGGACUGCUUCUGCUUUUGCAGUUCGAACAGCCGUGCAUCCUCCCACACACAAUAG